UCUGACCGCCAGUCACGAUCUAAGGUGCCCUCCGGUGUGCCACAUUCGUUAGCAGAGUCGUUUUUGCUGCUUUUAAUCACUAAUUAUUUUGUUUAGUUUGCUCUCCCAUUCUUCCCGUUUACUACUGACAACGGGCUAACUAGUGACCUAGUAGUACUACUUGUUGUUGUAUGUAAUUAGUUGCGUCCUGCCCGAGCAGCCAGCUGGUCGUUAGUCAGCAAUUGCACGUGAAUCCCCGCACCGAGUGGGUGACAUAGUGUGCGACAUCACUCCCCAGCGAUAACAUUCCUCGUGUUUGCCGCACUAUUGAAUAGUUUUGCACGGAUUUGUAGCGGCGCGCCGGUGGCCAAGGUCAUCGGUAGAUGUCAAGUGGCAGCGAGUGCAAAUUUUCGAGAUUGUUUGUGAAACAUUCGAUACCCGCAGUUUUGUUGCGAGUGUUUGGUGCUCGUCUGUUUGUGAACGUUUUGGGAACCUUGCAGCAAACGCCCGGGUUGCUGGUGUUUAUUGGAAAGGAGACGUACGGUGUUUGGUUUAUCCAGAUUUGGGAAUUGGAAAAUUGAUUGGCUUCAACGGUUUUCCUGAACAAUAGAAGAAAUGGCCGAUAAGAAGGAGGGUGAAGAGGGUCCUAUGCACUUGAAGCGUGGCUCCACGGAGAAGCUGCGUGAAAUCUUCAACAAAUAUGCCACACAAGAAGUCAACGGUGAGCUGUUAAUGACCAGCGAGGAUUUCGUUCGGGGUUUCCUAGGACAAUCAUACAAUGAGGAUUCGAUUACGCUGUUGGCCGGUAUCGCGGACACCAGCAAGGAUGGACUGAUCUCGUUUGCUGAAUUCCAAGCGUUUGAAGGUCUGCUAUGCACACCGGACGCUCUGUACAAAACCGCUUUCCAGCUGUUCGAUCGAAAUGGUAAUGGUUCGGUGACGUACAGUGAGUUUGUCGAUGUUUUCAAAAAGACAGAUCUGCACGCUAAAAUCCCGUUCAAACUGGACGGUCCAUUCAUACAGCUCUACUUUGGCAAGGACCGGCAGCGAACUAUCAACUAUGCUGAGUUUUCUCAGUUUCUUCAUGACUUUCAUGAGGAGUGCGCACUGGAAGCGUUUCGAAUGAAAGACACCUCUGGGUCUGGGUUUAUCUCGGCACUCGAUUUUCAGGACAUUAUGGUGAACGUGAAGAAACACCUACUCACGUCGGAGGUUAAAGAUAAUCUAGUAGCGGUCACAGAAGGACACAAAGUCAGCUUUCCGUACUUUAUGGCAUUUAAUUCUCUGCUGAAUAACAUGGAGCUCAUCAAACGGAUCUACCUUAACGCCACCGGAGGAAAUCGAACGGAACCCAUUACCAAAGAUGAACUGCUGCAGUCUGCACAAACUAUGAGCCAAAUCACUCCACUGGAAAUCGACAUCCUUUUCCAGCUAACCGGAGCAAUUCAUCAGACGGGGCGACUAGUGUAUGGCGAUCUCAGCAAUAUUGCACCGGAGCACUACAUCAAGCAUAUCACAACCCGGCUGACGGAGAUCAAAGCCGUUGAGUCCCCAGCCGAUCGGUCCAUCUUCAUCCAGAUGCUGGAAAGCACGUAUCGAUUCGCUCUGGGCUCCGUUGCAGGAGCCGUUGGUGCUACUGCCGUCUACCCGAUCGAUUUGGUUAAGACUCGUAUGCAGAAUCAGCGAACUGGAUCGUUCAUCGGUGAGGUGGCAUACCGGAACUCAUGGGAUUGUUGCAAAAAGGUCAUCCGCCAUGAGGGUUUCCUCGGUCUCUACCGAGGUCUGGUGCCACAGCUCAUGGGUGUGGCACCGGAGAAGGCCAUCAAGCUGACCGUGAACGAUUUCAUGCGCGAUAAGCUUACCGACAAACAGGGCCAAAUUCCACGUUGGGGAGAAGUACUCGCCGGUGCUUGUGCCGGUGGCUCUCAGGUCAUCUUCACUAACCCGCUGGAGAUUGUAAAGAUCCGCCUUCAGGUGGCUGGUGAAAUUGCGGGUGGUGCGAAGGUACGCGCCUGGACCGUGGUUCGUGAGUUGGGACUGUUCGGUCUGUACAAGGGGGCCCGUGCAUGCCUGCUACGUGAUGUGCCAUUCUCUGCCAUUUAUUUCCCGAUGUAUGCUCACACGAAAGCUGCCUUCGCCGAUGAACAGGGUUACAAUCAUCCGCUGACACUGCUGGCGGCCGGUGCCAUAGCCGGUAUUCCGGCUGCCUCGCUGGUUACACCAGCCGAUGUGAUCAAAACGAGACUUCAAGUGGUUGCCCGAUCGGGGCAGACCACCUACAAUGGGGUGCUGGAUGCAACCCGAAAGAUUAUGGCCGAAGAGGGACCACGUGCCUUUUGGAAGGGAACAGUUGCCCGAGUCUUCCGAUCAUCACCUCAGUUUGGUGUUACGUUAGUUACAUAUGAACUUCUACAGCGUAUGCUGUACGUAGACUUUGGCGGUUCGAGACCGGCGGGUUCGGAUGUGGCCAAGGCCAAGCAGGAGCUGUCGAAGGUGAAUCCAGAUCAUAUCGGUGGUUACCAGGCGGCACUUCCGAUGUUGAACGGAAUUGAGACCAAGUUUGGUUUGAGUUUACCGAGGUUCGCUUCUACUGUCAAGCUGCCUUCCAAUCAAGCCUCUUGAUAUGGACCGGGAAGUCUUUUCGGGAGGUUUACGGGACGAGGCCGAGCAGGCGAAGCUGGAGACGAAGGUAACAAACGGUGGAGUAACUUCUUUUGGUAGCAACACAAUUGGGUGCGCACGGUGUGAAUGAAUGAGAAUUGACGAACGCCAGUAGAGCGGGAGUAUUUAUUGAGAUGGAAGCGCGUGUGUGUGUUUGUUGUAAUGUAGAGAGCUACUGAGUAGGAAUUGAGGUUCCUAUGGAGGAUGUCGCACACCGUGAUAGAAUUUAAAGAAAUGUUAUAGACCGAGAUAGUUCUAUUUUAUUUGGCAAAGUUACGAUUCACCAUCGUUUGGAUUGAUUUAGUGAUUUUCGUUGUCAAUCAAUUGAGUGAGAUUAGCCGUUUUUUUUUAAAUGUUUUAAUUCGUAUAUUAGAAAUUUGACGUCUGAACUAAAAUAAAGUGCAUUUGUUCUUUGGCUAAGUGAUAA
Messenger RNA from Ochlerotatus camptorhynchus, 3067 nucleotides. It is a transcript of the gene aralar1, whose product is annotated as calcium-binding mitochondrial carrier protein aralar1. NCBI's taxonomy places the organism in Eukaryota, Metazoa, Arthropoda, Insecta, Diptera, Culicidae. Gene Ontology annotation, molecular function: L-aspartate transmembrane transporter activity; calcium ion binding; L-glutamate transmembrane transporter activity. The record is from RefSeq and is a predicted model, not a curated record. Bases 595 to 2601 code for a protein of 668 amino acids. The transcript is spliced from 9 exons. Gene Ontology annotation, biological process: malate-aspartate shuttle; aspartate transmembrane transport; L-glutamate transmembrane transport.